AUGGCGUCCGCACCGCCCGACAAGGACAAGUCCAAAGUGCACAAGCUGUCGCUCAAGGGCAGCGCCAAGCUUGUCGCCGAGUUUUUCCAAUACUCGAUCCACACGAUCCUCUUCCAGCGCGGCGUGUACCCGGCCGAGGACUUCUCGGCGGUUAAAAAGUACGGGCUCAACAUGCUGGUGUCGUCAGACGACCAGGUGCGGGCGUACAUCAAGAAGAUCAUGGGGCAGCUGGACCGGUGGAUGGUGGGCGGCAAGAUCUCCAAGCUGGUGAUUGUCAUCACCAACAAGGACACGGGUGAGCCGGUCGAGCGGUGGCAGUUUGACGUCCAAAUCUUCGCCAAGCCAUCCAAAUCGUCCCGCUCCAAGCAACCGACACCCAAACCCUCCCCCAACCCCCAAGCCGACAGCGAAAACGCCGAGCCAAGCCCAACCACACCAACAUCCCCGCCCGCCGAGAAGACGGAAUCCGAGAUCCAGGCCGAGAUCGCCGCCAUUUUCCGACAAAUCACUGCCUCGGUGACGUUCCUGCCGCAGCUGGCAGGCGACUGCACGUUCAACGUGCUGGUGUACGCGGACGCGGACAGCGACGUGCCGGUGGAGUGGGGGGACAGCGACGCCAAGGAGAUUGUGGACGGAGAGCGGGUGCAGCUGCGAGGGUUCAGCACGGCGAGCCACCGCGUCGACACGCUGGUCAGUUACCGGCUGCAGGACUGA
Messenger RNA from Lasiosphaeria miniovina, 714 nucleotides. RefSeq names its product DNA-binding protein. Lineage: Eukaryota; Fungi; Ascomycota; Sordariomycetes; Sordariales; Lasiosphaeriaceae. Gene Ontology annotation, cellular component: cytoplasm; kinetochore; nucleoplasm. Gene Ontology annotation, biological process: mitotic spindle assembly checkpoint signaling. The record is from RefSeq and is a predicted model, not a curated record. The transcript has 4 exons. Bases 1 to 714 code for a protein of 237 amino acids.